Molecule: messenger RNA, 3577 nt
Organism: Serpula lacrymans var. lacrymans S7.9
Lineage: Eukaryota; Fungi; Basidiomycota; Agaricomycetes; Boletales; Serpulaceae
Product: glycosyltransferase family 2 protein
Exons: 15
Coding region: 92-2848 (918 amino acids)
Cellular component (GO): cell periphery; cell septum
Molecular function (GO): chitin synthase activity
Source: RefSeq, a predicted model, not a curated record
GUGGAUCCACGUUUUAUUACAGUGACAUAACCCUUUCGUUUCUCUUUUUUUCCUCUUAUACAUCGAACUAGCACCUUCAGGAAGGACAAUCAUGUCGAGAUACCCAGAGGACGGCCAGAGGCCAUACUACGACAACGUGAAUGACGGAUACCAUCCGUAUCAGGAUCCAUUCACAAGCCAGACGCCUCAUCCUUACGAACAACAACACCAGCAAUACGAGAACCAGCCGUACCAACCAAUACUUCCUGACCCCUUCUCCAACCCAGUCCCUCAGCCACCAACCGUGUAUUCGCCACCACCUCAAACCCAUUCUCCAUACCUCCAUGUCCAGUCUCCCCCGCCUCCGCAGCACCAGCCUGAGGUGUACAAUCUUCACGACAACCCCUACGAUCAUUAUGCGCCCACUCCGCAGCCCCUUCUUCGCCCUCCUUCCCAGUUUAACCCCAGCUAUGAAAUACAAGAAGACCAGGAGCAGGAAAUCGGUGAUACGGGUGACAUUCCUCUUCUCAAUAGAGACAGCGUGUACCCGUCUUCAUCUGUCACCAUGAUUGGAUCAUACGACGAACCGACACCAGAUGACAGAGAAGAGAACAAUAUCCGUUACGGCCGUAUACCGCAGCGCGUUCCUCGACGUCAUAAGACGACAAAGAAAGUGGAACUCUUUCAUGGAAAUUUCGUCCUCGAUGCUGCCGUGCCCUCUAAGCUGCUCAACAUGUGCGCUCUGCGCAACGAACGGGAAUUCACUCACAUGCGCUACUCCGCUGCUACUUCUGACCCCAACGAUUUCAAGGACGAUGGUUUUACUCUCCGUCAAGUUCACUAUGAUCCGCCGCGUCGAACCGAGCUCUUUAUCGUGUUGACUAUGUACAACGAGGAUGAGGAGCUAUUCUGUCGGACCAUGCAUGGUGUGAUCAAGAAUAUUGCACAUUUAUGCAAGCGAGAUCGUAGCAAGACGUGGGGAAAGGAUGGGUGGAAAAAGGUCGUGGUGUGUAUCGUCAGUGAUGGACGGUCGAAAAUCAAUUCUCGAACGCUCAGUGUCAUCGCUGCCAUGGGUGCAUAUCAGGAUGGAAUUGCCAAGAACAUCGUAAAUGGAAAGGCUGUAACGGCUCACAUAUACGAAUAUACCACGCAAAUUUCGGUCUCGCCGUCGAUGAAGAUCGAAGGUGCAGAGAAGGGAGUAGUUCCGGUGCAGAUAAUUUUCUGCUUAAAAGAAAAGAAUCAGAAAAAAAUCAAUUCUCACCGUUGGUUCUUCAAUGCAUUCGGCCCGAUUCUCCUACCCAACGUCUGCGUCCUUCUCGAUGUCGGUACCAUGCCUGGCCCAACAUCGAUAUACCAUCUCUGGAAAGCAUUCGACAUCAAUUCCAAUGUUGGCGGCGCAUGCGGCGAAAUUGUUGCGCUCAAGGGCAAGUACGGACAAUAUCUCAUCAAUCCUCUUGUUGCCGCACAGAACUUCGAGUACAAAAUGUCGAACAUCUUGGACAAGCCCCUAGAAUCCGUUUUUGGAUACAUUACCGUGCUUCCUGGUGCAUUCAGCGCAUAUCGCUAUUACGCGCUGAUGAAUGACGAUAUGGGCGAGGGGCCACUACAGAAAUACUUCUUGGGCGAGAAGAUGCAUGGCGCAGGCGCGAACAUAUUUACCGCGAACAUGUAUCUCGCCGAAGAUCGAAUCUUGUGUUGGGAACUCGUCUCUAAACGUGGUGGGUCAUGGAUUUUGCACUACGUCAAAUCUGCGUAUGCUGUUACGGAUGUACCUGAUCAGGUCCCGGAACUGAUAUCACAGCGUCGACGCUGGCUGAACGGUUCAUUCUUCGCCGCGAUCCAUAGUACGGUACACUUCUACUACAUAUAUCGCUCUUCACACUCUUUCAUGCGGAAAUUCUGGAUUCACAUUGAGUUGGUAUACCAAACCUACAAUCUUGUCUUCUCAUGGUUCGCACUCGGAAAUUUCUACAUCGCAUUCACCAUCCUAACCAGGGCGCUCGAGUCGAGCGAGUUCAAUAUCAAAGGGAUCAACAUCGUCAACGACAUCCUGAACUACUUCUAUCUAGGUCUUCUCAUCAUGUGUUUCCUGCUCUCGCUCGGUAAUCGGCCGCAGGGAUCAAAGUGGGGGUAUACGAUCGCGAUGUUGGGCUUUGCGUUGAUUACGGUCUACAUGACGGUCGCGGCCUAUCUGCUUGCUUACAAGGGCAUUGAAGGCGUGAAGCAGGCCAAUGGAUCGAUCCAGGCUAGCGAUUUGUUCUCUAAUGCGAUAUUCAGAGACGUUAUACUCUCACUUAGUGCGACGCUCGGUCUUUACAUUGUCUCUUCUCUCAUUUUCUUCGAACCCUGGCACAUGAUCACUUCAUUCCUCCAGUACAUGCUCAUGGCACCGUCAUACAUAGCAGUGCUAAACGUAUACGCAUUUGCAAACGUACACGAUGUCUCCUGGGGAACGAAAGGCGACAACAAGGUUAGCACAGACCUUGGUGUCGUCAGCGCGGGCAAGAACAAAAACGAGGUCGAAGUGGCGGUGCCAACUGCGGAGACGGAUAUCGAUGCUGCAUACGAGGACGCGAUUCACGUGCUUUCGACGAAGCCACCUAAAGAAGAGUCGAAGCCUGAUCCUGCAACUCAGCAAGAAGAUUAUUACAAGACGUUUAGGACUAAUGUUCUUCUGGUUUGGACUUUGAGUAAUGCACUUUUGGGAGCUGUAGUAGUUGCGGCAACGCCUACAGCUGCUAGUAGCGGGGCUUCCGCCGCAGUCAACGGCUAUAUGGCCUUCAUACUAUUUUCGGUAGCCGGUCUAGCAUUUGUGCGCUUCGUCGGUUCGACAAUGUAUAUGCUUGUCCGGUUAUUCGCAGGAGAAUAAUUGGAUUGGCAUGGAUGUAUUUGUUGCUACCAUAUUUGUAUGACCGACUUUUGGACUAGUUUGAGAGAGUAGGACAGAAUGCUUUUUCCGUCUAGUUAAAAUGGACUUUUUUUCUUGAUUCUCUUAGUUAUCGUCUUCCAUUCAUUUCUCAGCAUUUAAGACUGUUAUCUGUUGUACAUUUUUCAUGAACAAAGACCCAUGACAGCUUGCUUUCCUUUGUGAGAGUACUAAGAGAACAGAUAUCUUUUGGUUGUACGAGUGGUCUUACUCGAGGAAGCUACUUUUCUCUUUCCCCAUAUAUGCCACCUUGACCCUUCGUCCACCCAGGCCUUUGGCAACGAUCGUUUGUUUAUCUCCAGGUAUGACGUCUAAUGCAUUAUCGCUCCAUUUAACCUCGUCACUAUCCACACUCAAUACCAAACCCUUCACUGGCCGCGUCACUUCGAUGUUGACCUCAUCACCACUCACGAGGAUUUUGAGCCCCGGAUUGGGAAAUUCGAGGAAACGAUACGGCUGGGGCCAGUCUGAAAAUCGAGAUAAUACCUCACCCGUUUGUAUAUCACGCAAACGGGCAGAAACAACGACCGAAUGCGACGUGGUGACGACUUGAUCGCCCGUCGCUGGAUCAGGAGAGGGACACCGCUUAGACAGGAGCUCUGUCGUUUGAUUAGGCAAUAGAUCCACUACAUGCGUUUCUGAGGAGGUCCAGCUGGAAUAGAGAUCUAUGCA